This is a messenger RNA of Effrenium voratum, 2426 nucleotides long. The record is from the annotation of a GenBank genome assembly. NCBI's taxonomy places the organism in Eukaryota, Dinophyceae, Suessiales, Symbiodiniaceae.
CAAGUUUCCUUAGUGGGGCGGUCCGUGGAGUCCUGAGCUGGUGCAGAUGUGCAUCGUCUCCUGCGAGGACCGUGCACAGUCGGCGCUGCGGGCUGUGGCGCAGUUUGCCAACAUCGCGGGGCAGGUCCAGCAUGACGAGCUGCGAUCUGCUUCUCUGCAGGUGGCGCAUGAGGCAUUGGCGCAGUGCGAGGCGCACGGCCAGCGCUGUGUGGAUUUCCUGCUCACGGCGCUGAGGCAAAGCUGCAAGGCGAACGCCAGCGCAGUGGAGGAUGUGAUAUGGAUGGUCUACAAGGUGGCGCGGCGGAGCGACACGGCGAAGGCCUGGAUCCUGCAGUCCGGGGGCGUUGCGGCUCUCAGGGCAGCUUUGCUGUGCCACGCGGAGCCUCAGCUGCUGGAGAACGGGGUCUGGACUGUGUACGCCUUGGACGGCCUUCGCUCGUUGGCAGAGCUGUUGGAAGGGUGUCGGGGCCCGGAGCCCCGGGAGGCGGCGCUGCGGGCGGCGCUCUGCGGGGUGCUGUACCAAUUGGUCAGCCCGCGGAGGUCCGCCUCAGAUUUUGCGGCCAUGGAGGUGGUGCAGCCGGAGAGUGUGGUAGUGCUCCUCACGGAGGCGCUGAAGAUCGGCGGCUUGGAUGAGGACGCGUUGUGGGCCAGCUGCACGGUGCUGGACACCUUGGUGGACAAGGAUCCGCGCCUGGCAUGCGUCUUUAUGUCGAGAGGAGGCUGUCUCCUGCUGGUGCAAAUGCUGCGCUCGGCCUCGGGGCCAGCUUGCCAGGACCUGCGGAAAGUGGUCGCCUGCCUCAUGAUGACGCUGGCAGAGGCGUGUGCAGAGGCAGCUCAGGCCUUCCGCUCGGCUGGGGCGUGCCAAGUGCUCGCCGAGGAGGGCUUGCAAGGAGAUGGCGCUGACACAGAGGCGGCGAUGUGGGCCAUCGGCGCCAUCGACGGCUUGGAUGCAGUGCUGCAGGCCAUGCGGAGCUGUGGGCUGAGCAAGCCCAGGCUUCUGCAGGGCGGCGCCUGUGCCAUCGGCACGCAUGCCUUCAAGGCCUCAGACCGGGAGCUGGGCCAGCUCCCGGCGGCCUUGGUGCUACUCCUGGAGAUCAUUUCGCAGGAGCAAGCGACCAGCUCCCGGCUUUUGCGCGCUUGCGUGAAGGCUUUGGGCUGUACCUUGGUAGCCCUCACGCCGCACGCUCCACCGGGCCACGUGCCGGAGGUGGACCGAGGCGUUCAGGCCCUGAUUGCCCAGCUGUUGCGGCAGACCGGCGUGAACGCUCCUAGCGCGGAUGAGGAGGACAGCUGGUGGAGAGAUGGCGACGGCUAUUCGUCUCCUGUCGGAGCCGCGCAGGCUGCGGCGGAGGCCAUUGGGCGUAUGGCGUUGACGUCCUCCCAGUGGCGCCCAGUGCUGUGCAAGUGCGCCAUGCAGGCGCUGAUCUCAUGGAUUCGUAGUGGUGUGGAGGACCGCAAGUUUCACAAGUACCUCUUCUGGGCAGCCGCGGCCAUGUCCGGCAUGCCCUUUGUGGCUUCAGAGCUGAAGCUGCACAUCAGCAACGUCUCUGCAGUGGACGCCGCGUUGUGUACCAUCAUCGACAUCCUGGACGAAGAUAUCGACGGUGAGUACACCCUUGCGGGUGCUGAUCGCGGUGAGGCGGAGAUGCCCUCGCUGUUGGCCUUGGUGGUGGAGGCUAUGAAGGUACAUUCCUCUGCGCCAGAGGUCCAAGCACGCGGCGCGGCGUGCGUUGGGCUGCUGGUGCCCUACGUGCCCUUGGCCUCCCUGCAAACGGUGGCGCCGGCUGCGAUCGUCGCGGUGUUGAACGGCGCACGCCGCUUUCCACGCAGGACGGACGUUGUGAGCGGUGCUUCCGCCGCCCUGCGGUCUUUGUGCGAGAUGUGCAGGCGGCGAAGAGACGCGAGUCUGGAGGCUCUGGUUGCCACACUGCGGCAAGAGAAUGCCGCGGAUUGUGUGGAGCAGGCCUUCUGCUCCUUCGCACGCUACACGGACUGCACUGAGCUGCUGGAGGACGCCGCGGCGGUGGCGGCGCAGCUCUCCGGGGUGGAGGCCUUGCUGGAGAGGCUGAGCCAGGAGCCGGCCACGUCGCAGCUGCGAGUGGCGGGGCUCAAGGCGCUCUUCGAGGAGGGGCGCCUGGACCUGGACUUCUUCUCCAGGCACGCGGCCUCCGCGGCCAUCAAGGUCUGUGAGCAGAUGGUGAUGGAGGCUUCUCAGUACAACUCUGAGAAGGACCCGUCUGAGCCGCCCAUCGACACCACCCGAUUGCACGAGGUGGCAUCUCUGCUGUCGGGCCUGUGCUCAGGCCGGCUGCGAGCCAUGUGCGCCUGAGGCGAUUUCAACGGCCUUGAAGCACUUUGAGUCGCGCCGGUGAAGCGGAUGUCCAACUCGCUGGGCCGAAGGUGUGCUGUGAGAGGUGCUUUGGGGA